CGGGAGACUGUGGCCUACUCUAAGAAGCAAGGAAGUGGCUUGGUAGUGUUUUAGCUCCUGGUGGCUGAAGACUUGGUGCCCCGAGCAGCUCAGGGUUUUGGAAAGACUUAAAAGGUACUUGGCUCAAGACUUUACUGCAGAGCCCCUCGGCAGCUGGCCACUGUCCCAAGAGAAUGCCCACAUCGGCCUCCUCCUGUGUGUGCAGCUGAGUCAGGGGCUGCCGUUAACUUGGGAUUGCUGUGUCUCCUUUCAGGGGAGGCUGGCCAGAAUGGGGGACGCCAGAGACCUCUGCCCUCACCUGGACUGCAUAGGGGAGGUGACCAAAGAGGAUUUGCUGCUUAAAUCUAAGGGAACCUGCCAGUCAUGUGGGGUUGCUGGACCUAACCUAUGGGCUUGCCUCCAGGUCACCUGCCCCUACGUUGGCUGUGGAGAGUCUUUUGCUGACCAUAGCAGCAUUCAUGCCCAGGUGAAAAAGCACAACCUGACUGUGAACCUGACCACGUUCCGGGUCUGGUGCUACGCCUGUGAGCGCGAAGUCUUUCUGGAGCAGCGUAUGGCAGUCCACCUGCCCAGCUCCUCAGCCAGGCUCUCAGAGCAGGACUCCCCACCACCCUCCCACCCUCUGAAAGCUGUCCCUAUUGCUGUGGCUGAUGAAGGAGAGUCUGAGUCUGAGGAUGACGACCUGAAGCCGCGAGGCCUCACAGGCAUGAAGAACCUGGGAAACUCCUGUUACAUGAAUGCUGCCCUGCAGGCCUUGUCCAAUUGCCCCCCGCUCACCCAGUUCUUCCUGGAGUGUGGUGGUCUGGUGCGCACAGACAAGAAGCCAGCCUUGUGCAAAAGUUACCAGAAGUUGAUCUCUGAGGUGUGGCACAAGAAGCGGCCAAGCUAUGUGGUCCCCACCAGCCUGUCCCAUGGGAUCAAGUUGGUCAACCCGAUGUUCCGAGGCUAUGCCCAGCAGGAUACCCAGGAGUUCCUACGCUGCCUAAUGGACCAGCUUCAUGAGGAGCUCAAGGAGCCCAUGGUCGCUGCUAUGGUAGCACUCACCGAUGCUCGGGACUCCGAUUCCAGUGACACAGAUGAGAGGCGUGAUGGCGACCGGAGCCCGUCAGAGGAUGAGUUUCUGUCCUGUGACUCGAGCAGUGACAGGGGUGACGGUGAUGGGCAGGGGCGUGGUGGAGGCAGCUCAAAGGCCGAGAUGGAGCUGCUGAUCUCAGACGAGGCGGGCCGAGCCAUCUCUGAGAAGGAGCGGAUGAAGGACCGCAAGUUCUCCUGGGGCCAGCAGCGCACCAACUCAGAGCAAGUGGAUGAGGAUGCAGAUGUGGACACGGCCAUGGCUUCCCUUGAUGAGCAAUCCAGAGAGGCCCAGCCACCAUCACCAAGGUCUACCAGCCCCUGCCAGACCCCAGAACCAGACAAUGAAGCCCACAUACGCAGCUCCUCUCGUCCCUGCAGCCCUGCUCACCACCACCACGAGGGCCACUCCAAGCUGUCCAGCAGCCCUCCUCGUGCAAGCCCUGUGAGGAUGGGGCCGUCGUAUGUGCUCAAGAAAGCCCAGGUGCCAAGCACUGGUGGCCGGAGGCGGAAGGAGCAGAGCUACCGCAGUGUCAUCUCAGACGUCUUCAAUGGCUCUGUCCUCAGCCUGGUGCAGUGUCUUACCUGUGACCGGGUGUCUACCACAGUGGAGACAUUCCAGGACCUGUCAUUGCCCAUCCCUGGCAAGGAAGAUCUAGCCAAACUCCACUCUGCCAUCUACCAGAAUGUACCAGCCAAGCCAGGUGCCUGUGGGGACGGCUAUUCCUCCCAGGGCUGGCUGGCCUUCAUCGUGGAGUACAUCAGACGGUUUGUAGUAUCCUGUACCCCCAGCUGGUUUUGGGGACCUGUUGUCACACUAGAAGACUGCCUCGCUGCUUUCUUUGCUGCUGAUGAGCUGAAGGGUGACAACAUGUACAGCUGUGAGCGGUGUAAGAAGCUUCGGAAUGGCGUGAAGUACUGUAAAGUCCUAUGUCUGCCUGAGAUUCUGUGCGUCCACCUGAAGCGCUUCCGGCAUGAGGUGAUGUACUCCUUCAAGGUCAGCAGCCAUGUCUCUUUCCCCCUCGAGGGACUGGACCUACGCCCUUUUCUGGCCAAGGAGUGCACGUCCCAGGUCACCACCUAUGACCUCCUCUCUGUCAUCUGUCACCAUGGCACAGCAGGCAGUGGGCACUACAUUGCCUACUGUCAGAAUGUGAUCAAUGGGCAGUGGUACGAAUUCGAUGACCAGUACGUCACCGAGGUCCAUGAGACGGUAGUACAGAACGUGGAGGCCUAUGUGCUGUUCUACAGGAAGAGCAGUGAGGAGGCCAUGCGUGAGCGGCAGCAGGUAGUGUCCCUGGCUGCCAUGCAGGAACCCAGCCUGCUCCGCUUCUACGUGUCCCGAGAAUGGCUCAACAAAUUCAACACCUUUGCCGAGCCAGGGCCCAUCACCAACCACACCUUCCUGUGCUCCCAUGGAGGUAUCCCACCCAACAAAUACCACUACAUUGAUGACCUGGUGGUCAUUCUGCCGCAGAGCGUCUGGGAGCACCUGUACAGCAGGUUUGGGGGCGGCCCUGCUGUGAACCAUCUGUAUGUGUGCUCCAUCUGCCAGGUGGAGAUUGAGGCCUUGGCCAAGCGCAGGAGGGUGGAGAUUGACACUUUCAUCAAGCUGAACAAGGCGUUCCAAGCUGAGGAGUCUCCUGCGGUCAUCUAUUGUAUCAGCAUGCACUGGUUCCGAGAGUGGGAGGCCUUCGUCAAGGGGAAGGACAGUGAGCCUCCCGGGCCCAUCGACAACAGUAGGAUUGCCCAGGUCAAAGGCAGUGGCCAUAUCCAGCUAAAGCAGGGGGCUGACUGUGGCCAGAUUUCUGAGGAGACCUGGACCUAUCUGAGCAGUCUGUAUGGGGGCGGCCCUGAGAUUGCCAUCCGGCAGAGUGUGGCCCAGCUCCCAGACCCAGAAAGUUUGCAUGGAGAGCAGAAGAUUGAGGCUGAGACCCGGGCUCUGUGACUUGGGCCAUGCUGUGUUGCUGUGGCUGGCCCUACUCCCUCUCCAGACAGCCCUGCAUCCCUCUGAAGGCUGUGUCCUGCUGAGUGCCCACUGUCCCUGAAGGCUGGUGUUCGACAUUUCCCCAGAGGGUGUGUCUGCCCUGCAGCUGAGCUGCUGUGUGCCUGGUACAGAGGCUGAGAGCGGCUGGUCCGCCCUGAGAGAUGCUGUGCUGGGAAAUAUAUUCGCUCGGACUUCUGAGGACUCUGACUGUCAUCGCUGUGUCCCCAAAUUUGCCCUCUUGCUAACUUGGGCCCAGCUUUUGUCCCAGGAGCCCCAUGCUGCCCCUUAGGUAAUGCUGACCCCUGGGAUGGGGGGCUAGGAGCAGCUGCAACCUUUUGGGUAUUAUCUGCUGUAUACUUGGCCCAACCCCUUGGGGACUCAGAGAAGUAGAUGUCUACACACAGGGGCAGAAUGGAUGCAGGGCUCUUUGUGUAGGCCAGCAGCCCCUAUAUCAUGAUGGAGGCCCCUGCUGCCCGUGUUUGUUCUGUUGACUAUUGUAGUGGGACAGAGAAAGGGCAAGCUUUGCUUUAGAGGGUAGAGGACCUGCUACCUUGUCCUGCUGAGACCACUGGCAGAUCAACUGUCAUUUGCUCUGUGAAGCAGCUCCUAAGACCCUGGGGGGAGGGAAAACAGAUACCUCAUGCACUGGCCCACUGUUUGCUGCUUCUUCAUCCCUCUGUGCGGUCUAGAGUGAGCCUGGUCCCCUAGCCACCCCCUAGCCUUGGUGUCUUGAGCCAAUUCUGAGAUGUGAUCUGUGGCCACUCACACAGGCAUGUGUCCUGCUAGGCUGCUGCAGAGGUCCUGGGACCUGCUGAGCCUAGAGAGAUUGUCCUAUGUCUGAGAUCCUGGAGAAACCUAACAGAACUUCCAGAGCAGGGUGUUCAAAGCUAAGUCUGGAGUGGUGAGGGGGGAGCCUGGGACCAAGAGGGCUCCAGUGGCCACCUGUCUCUUCAGAAGUGGGUACCAGCAGCUCAUCCCCAAAGGCCUGGGUAUUUAGUGUCCCACUGUGGUAGGUGGCAAGUGGGUCCAUGGCCGGCUGCUGCUGGGACGUGCCCUGUUGGCUGCCAUCUUUUGAAGUCUCUGUUGUAGAGCCCUUAGCUCAUUGCACUACUGUGACGCAGUCUGGUCUGUGUUCAGAAUGUCACAAUAAAUACUUGUUCCUCUCCUGUCCCUAGCUUGUACUGUGACACUGUGGUGUCUGCCUUCAGUGGUGAUGAACACAGCCAGAGACCCUGUGAAAGCUUCUGGCAAGAGCUGGUGGAACACUUGAAAUACCAACUGUGUCUUUACCCCACCAACCACACAGAGGGCCCAGCAGGGAUGUGUUAGUGGCCAGCACAUCCCACAUGUUGGCUUCCCAACUCCAGACCCAUCUAUAUUUGCUUUCUGGGGGAAGAAGAAUUAAGAGUUUGUAUCACUUUAAAAGCAUUGAGUUAGGGACUUGGGGUGUAGCUCAGUGGUCAAGCCUGUGAUGGGUCCCACGUUUAAUCAGUUCUGUGUGGGAGAGUUGACUGUGGCCAUUGAUGUCCCACCAUACUAAAGGGCUUAGGAGCACAGAAUAGAAACCAAGGUUAAAACCUUUCCAAAGCCAGAAGCAAUGAUGAUCUCCUCUAGACCAGCGUUGGCAAGGCAGAGGGAGGAGGGUCAGGAGUUCAAGAUCACUCUCAGCUGCAUAGUGGGCUGGAGGCUAGCCUGGGCUAUAGACUUCAUCUCAAAACAAACAAAAAGUCCAUUAAACCAAAAACCACCUGUAGAACUGGGAUGUGCCUCUGUUGAUAGAGAAUCCAUCUAUCUGAUAUGCAUGGAACCCUGGGUUCAGUCCCCACCACUUAAUCCAGGACUGGUGGAACCAGCUUGAGAUAGAAACUACAGGAUGAGGCAGAAGGGUCAACCUUGGCCACCUGAUGAAACGAGGAGGCCGGUCUGGACUACACGAGCCCCUGUGCCCCGCCUCUGUUUACAUGUAACAAGUUACUACCUGUGGGUGGCUUCCCAAGGUGAAAUUCUGUCUGGAGUUAUUUCAGGGGCUUGGUAACUGUGGGAAAAUGAGCAAGCUAGAGAUGACCCCAAUUUGCCUCAACAUACAUCUGUAGUUUUUCUUGAAAUAAAUACUCAGCUCUUAAGAUGCUCUGGUGAACCUAUCUAGCAACUCAACUAGUUGGUAGCUAUUUACCCAAGCUGAGACACACAGGAAGUUCCUGGGGCCUGGAAGGUGGGACCAGUUUCCCAGCCCUAGGGCAGGUUCUUUGAGGAGGAGUCUGGGAAGGAUGGUGCCUCUCUGUAGAAGCAGGUGACCAUC
Mus caroli (Ryukyu mouse) is the source of this 5357-nucleotide messenger RNA. NCBI's taxonomy places the organism in Eukaryota, Metazoa, Chordata, Mammalia, Rodentia, Muridae. The record is from RefSeq and is a predicted model, not a curated record.